Lodderomyces elongisporus is the source of this 1326-nucleotide messenger RNA. It is a transcript of the gene DPH1, whose product is annotated as 2-(3-amino-3-carboxypropyl)histidine synthase. The transcript has a single exon. Gene Ontology annotation, molecular function: 2-(3-amino-3-carboxypropyl)histidine synthase activity. Bases 1 to 1326 code for a protein of 441 amino acids. Gene Ontology annotation, biological process: protein histidyl modification to diphthamide. Lineage: Eukaryota; Fungi; Ascomycota; Pichiomycetes; Serinales; Debaryomycetaceae. The record is from RefSeq and is a predicted model, not a curated record.
AUGAGUCCCGUUGAAGCACCUUCAGCAGCAAUAAUAGACACUUCUUCUUCCUCUUCUUCUUCUUCUUCUUCUGCAGAUAAACCUAAAGUCACCAAGCGAAGAUUUGUUGGAAAGAAAACAACAAAAUGCACAGAGCCAAACACACAAGAUCAAUCUCUUACCAAGACAAACAAUCCUAAACGACAUAUUAGUCGCGUUCAGAAUCAAAUUCCUGAUGAGAUUUUGAAUGACAAGGAUAUAAACGAAGCAAUUAAACUCUUGCCUUCAAAUUACAAUUUUGAAAUCCACAAAACAAUUUGGAAUAUCAAAAAGCAAGGCGCCAAGAGAGUCGCUUUGCAAAUGCCAGAAGGUCUCCUAAUUUACUCACUAGUCAUAUCAGAUAUCUUGGAGGAAUUUUGCCAAGUAGAGACCGUAGUAAUGGGAGAUGUAUCUUAUGGUGCUUGUUGUAUCGACGAUUUCACAGCUCGGUCGCUAGAUUGUGAUUUUAUUGUUCAUUAUGCACAUUCCUGUCUCGUACCGAUUGAUAUUACAGAAAUUAAGGUGUUGUAUGUCUUUGUGACCAUUGGUAUAGAUGAAAAGCAUCUUGUCAAUACCAUAAAGAGGAAUUUCGACCAAGGUACUCAAAUAGCCGUGUUUGGUACAAUCCAGUUUAACCCUACUAUUCAUAGCGUUAAAGCCACACUUGAAAAUGAUCCAGAAAAACCCAUUUACCUCAUCCCUCCUCAAAGUCGACCAUUAUCGAAAGGUGAACUUUUGGGGUGCACAUCUGCUAGACUAAACAACGAGCAUAUCAAGGCCACCAUAUACGUGGGUGACGGCCGAUUCCAUCUUGAAAGUUCCAUGAUCCAUAACCCUGAAAUCCCAGCAUACAGGUACGACCCAUAUGACCAAAAGUUCACAAGAGAAUAUUACGAUCAAGAAGAGAUGACGCAAGUAAGAGAGGACGCUAUGCUUACAUCCAAGCGGGCUAAAAAAAUUGGAUUAAUUCUUGGUGCAUUGGGAAGACAAGGUAACCCAAAGACAUUAAAUAUGCUAGAAAAUGAAUUGCUGCGAAAAGGAGUUGAGGUUGUCAAAAUCAUCCUUAGUGAAAUUUUCCCCCAGAAACUUGCAAUGUUUGAUGAUGUCGAUGCGUUCAUCCAAGUUGCAUGUCCCAGAUUGUCAAUCGAUUGGGGCUAUGCAUUUAACAAACCGCUUUUAACGCCAUACGAGGCAAUGGUGAUGUUAGAAAAAGACAAGAUGUGGAACAAAUCAUACUACCCAAUGGACUAUUAUGCAAAAGAUGGUUAUGGUCGUGGUCAAAUACCAGAUCAUGAGGUGAAGACAUGA